UAUAUGGGAUGACAUAAAAUAUCUACGAAAAAAAAUCGAUCUGAAACCACUCUUUGAAUAGUAAUCAUUGCUUUGUUAUUCAUCGAAUAUUUUUUUCUAAUUAAGUUUGAGAUUAUUUUUCAUAAUCUAACAUCGCCUAAAAUAUGCUAAUAACUAUCAUCCGUAAAAAGGCCACUUGAGAAAAACUGCAUUUAAAUUGAUUCAUUCAUUUACGAGCAACGUCGCCAUAGACAGACAUAAAAACACACGAACGAACUGCUCAAACUAUAACACACCGUUUAUUGUGUCGGAGUUUAAAAAAGACGGCAAAUGAAGCGGUCAGUUUAAGUUUUAAUUUAACCGAGCAUUGUUUUAAAGCAAUUUAUAACGUCAUGAAGUUGGGAACAACGGGCUGUCUGCUAACUUUGCGUAGUUCCCACUUGUCGUCUUUAAAGGUUAAAAGGUUUCUCUUUUUAGAGUUCCGUAUCCAAAGGGUUAAAAUGGAAACCUGUUAUUAAACCCGUGGUAGUUAGACAGUUAACAUUUUUAAGGAUGGUGUAUUUCUGUUGUGGCUAUGACAAUAACUAAUUUAAAUAAAAAUUGUUGUUAAGCAGCGUCCAGUACGACAUAGGUGAUCUUUUUUUCAAAUUGUUUUAUUUAGCUACAUGUAAGGAACCAGUGUGACAAUUACGAAUAGCCCUUGACCAUUUUUUUUUUAACUUACGGACUAUUUUGAGCUGUCAUUUUAAAAGGUCUAUCAUGUUUUCUUUUUUUUUAAUGGACAAAUUGCCAUACAGUGCAAUUUGAGUUUUAGCAAGUUCUUCCUCAACGCCGCCAAUGUUGAUGGUCUUGCAUUCUUAAUUAUGACGGAAUACUGUCCGGUGAUUUUUGUCUCCAUCUCUUUGCGAGCAUGCGUUGAGACGCGAACAAAUAAAACUCCUUAGUGAACAUAGUGAAGUAAAUUCUGCUAUUAGAAAUUCAGACUUUCUAUUCCGUAUUCAAAUCAAGAAAACAAUAAGUUAAACAAGGCUGGUAGGUAUAACGGCAACGAAUAAAAAAGAAAUCUACUCAUUUCGAACUUUAAAAUACUUAUUCUGUAAACGUCUCUCGAAAGUUAGAUGGUGAGUUUAUAUAAGUGCUGAGUGAGUAUCCAUCUAUCUGUGUGCGUCGAUCGCGUGUGGAAAGUGAAAAGUUUCACGUGAUAAAGUGAACGUGAGCAGAAGCUGGGAAGAUGGAUUGGUGUGUAGCAUGGAUGUCCCAAUGUAGCGUUCAUUCAGUUCGCAUAGUCAACAUUCGAGUCCCGGACGUGAUUCAAUACGGAACCAAGGACUCUAUUACACUGGACUGUGAUUUCGUGACCAAUAAUGUCACUGGUCUAGUAGUGAAGUGGUUUUACAUGGACAAGACACAGCCAGUUUACCAAUGGAUUCCACCGCAAAAACCGCAAGCAUUAGGAAUACUUCGAGAUAAGGUGGAUCUCUCUUACAAGGUCUCCCAUAACCCAUACACUCAACAUCGAGCUCUCCGCAUAACCUCGCCGGUGCCAGAGCUGACUGGCAACUACACAUGCGUGGUAUCAACAUUCCUCGCAGAAGAUGAGAAGACCAGGCCGAUGACUAUUUUUGUACCAGAGACUAAAUUCGACAUGAUUCAAGAUCGUCUGGAUGACAAAUACCUGAAUAUUAUAUGUUCAGUUGAAGGUGUAUUUCCAAAGCCAGAGUUAGUCAUCUUAGCGGGGAACAGACCGCUAAACGCGAAGUCGUCGAUCAAAGUCAUCGAAGGCCGCUACACAGCCCUAACGAGUUCCGUCGUGAGGAUAGAUGCUCUGCCCCCCACCGUCGAGAUCCUCUGUGACAUGCAGGUCCCGCUUGCCAACUACUACAGCAGAAAGAGGGAUCUGUUCUACAGAGAUCCACCGCCUUCUUCUUCAGAAAUUCCUAACUCGGAACUGAAUGCUCCAGAUUCAGGUCACUUGAUUACUUCUACAACAGUUCUGCUAGUUACAGCUGUCGUCAUCAGCCUUCUACGAUUACAUGCAACUUGACGGAAGAAAAAGACAAAGAAAAUUUCAAUAUUUCGUGACAAGUUUUAAAACAAUUAAGAAAAUGUUCUAAGGAGUGUUAAGCAUGAAGUGUACGGCCUAUUACGGCUUUAAACUAUUUUGUAUCACAGAAGGUGAUGUCAAGUUUUGACCACCAAAGUGCUUGUAAUUUAGUCAAAUGUUUCCAUGUCAAAGAUUUCAACCAUUGAUACUGUGCAUUUUAUAUAAUUUUAGAGUUUAAUAGUUCUAAUAUAUUUUCAAUUGUAUAUUUUACUCACAACUUUUAAUUUUUUAUAUUUUGUGUAAGAUACCACAGGUUUAUAAGGGCUCUCAGGUCCGCCUUUGGAUUUUAAACAAAAUCAUCUUAUAAAAACGAAAGGAAUAAAUUAAAAAGGUGGAUAAUCUUCAGUUUCGCAACCAUUUGCACAUAUGUUUAAAAACAUCUAAAUAUGCAACUAACAUGUUUUUUCUAGGCUCCUGUGUUUUAUAAAAUUCUUGUUUUUUGUUUACAUAAUCCAGAAUUUGAAUUUCAGAACAAACAAUUAGUCGCCAGAAUUAUAGAAAAAGAAAAUACAAUGUUUGCUAGCAUAUUUUUUGUGUACUGAUAUUUUACGUGUAAAUGAUAAAUAUAUACCUAAACUAAGCUAGUAUAAUAAUAAUAAUAUAUAACUUUUGUACAUAGAAAUGUUUAAAACAUUCCAAAGAUAAGUUUAAUCUAGUCUUAAAAUAAACAUUACAAAUUAAAACUUGUUUUAUUAAUUUUAGACCAUAUUUUAAGAACCUCAAAUUUUUUUAAACUUAAAAAUGUCCGAAUUCCAUGUAAAUUUUUAGCAUCUCAUUAAUACACUACGUACGGAUGAUAUACAAUACAUAUGUAUGCUAGCAUAUGUUUGUUGUGUCUUUGUAGUAACGCCGCAUGUUCAACGCAAUGCUAGGGCGCGGAGCGCGAGGUUAGCGCCUUUGAAUUUAUUUAUGGCACACCUAUGACAAACAAAAUUUUUUCAUUAUAAAUUUUUGAAAGGA
This is a messenger RNA of Trichoplusia ni (cabbage looper), 3043 nucleotides long. RefSeq lists its product as uncharacterized. The record is from RefSeq and is a predicted model, not a curated record. Lineage: Eukaryota; Metazoa; Arthropoda; Insecta; Lepidoptera; Noctuidae. The coding region runs from base 1211 to 2023 and encodes 270 amino acids. The transcript has 7 exons.